Messenger RNA from Rubroshorea leprosula, 1323 nucleotides. The record is from the annotation of a GenBank genome assembly. Lineage: Eukaryota; Viridiplantae; Streptophyta; Magnoliopsida; Malvales; Dipterocarpaceae.
UCCUCUUUGCUCAUGAGCUUCUCCACAAGGGAAGAUUUGGGUACACUUGUGUUCGCCAGUACUGAUCUGCUGUUCCAUUUCUCCGAUCCGAUUUCGCCACUCUGAAUCUCCGUCUGCUAGGGUUUUCCCUCUGAGAGCCGAUGAGACGUUUUGCUCUGCCUGCUCUGCUUCUUUUUCUAACUUUGGCGUUGCUGCAGGACCUCUGCUUCGCCCAAGUCAACGGCACGUUCUUACGCGAGACCUUCAACGAGACGUUUGAGGGGCGAAGCGUCGUCUUUGAGAAAGAGGACUACCGAGGACAUUCAAAAGAUUCUGAAAAACUCUUCAAAGAACCUUGAAAGUGAAAUGAUUCGAACAGUGGGACCAGAGGGUUUCACUGCUGCAAAUUCAAGUAGCUUGAGAGGUAUGGUGAAUUCACCAAAAUCCUGGGGCUACAACUUUGCUGCCGUAAUUUUUGAGGGCUAACUCUUUUGGUUUGAAUGUGACAGCAAUGGGAAAUCAUAUUUGAGCGAGUGAGGGGGUUAAAGAGAAAAGAGAGGAAGAACUUGAUAGAGCCCAUCGGGGCAAGAGGCCUGCAACUGCUUACGCUACUCCAAGUCAUCCCCAAUUGAUGGGCUUAUGAACCAUGGUCAGUCAGUGGCUGCACUAGCUACUCAAGGACCUCUGUUGUCAACCGACAAAGGUACACAAAUACAAAUGAGGGGGGCUACUCAUGAUAGGGAGGCCUCCACCUCAUCAUGAUCUUGGACUAGGGAGCAAGCAAGAAGUUAGCAUGUGCGAUUUUGUGAAGGAAGCUGCAGCUGCUUGUAUUCAUGCUAACCGCAAACUCAAGGAAAAGAUGAAAGAAGUUCACAACUUGAACAAACAAGUGAAGGGGGAGGAGGAGGUGUAUAACAAACUCCAGGCUGAACUGGCAGAGAAGAAUAAGAUUUCCAAGGAUGCGCGUGAGUUAGAGACGAUCGAAUUCCAACCAAGGGUCACAGCAUUGAUCGUCUCUAACUCACGCGCAUCCUUGGAAAUCUUAUUCUUCUCUGCCAAUUCAGCCUGGAGCUUGUUAUACACCUCCUCCUCCCCCUUCACUUUUUUGUUCAAGUUGUGAACUUCUUUCAUCUUUUCCUUGAGUUUGCGCUUAAGCUAUUAAUAGGCUCCAUUCAUUGGGGGUUAUAGCACUUUUCAAAUUGUGAUUCAUUGCAAUGUGGAUCUAGCCAAUCUCUUGGAGAACCCUUCUGCAUGUUGGCACUUACUCGUCCACCCCCCACAAGUUCCCUCAAAUUUUCCACCUUAUUCUCCCUUCCUGUCCCACUGAUCCUCCUAUCAGCUUCC